Molecule: messenger RNA, 2679 nt
Organism: Phyllostomus hastatus (greater spear-nosed bat)
Lineage: Eukaryota; Metazoa; Chordata; Mammalia; Chiroptera; Phyllostomidae
Gene: NEK11
Product: NIMA related kinase 11
Exons: 16
Coding region: 220-2124 (634 amino acids)
Biological process (GO): protein phosphorylation
Molecular function (GO): ATP binding; protein kinase activity
Source: RefSeq, a predicted model, not a curated record
CCAACAAACUUGGCCAGAGGUGGUCCCGGAGCUCGGUGGGUCCUGAGGGCCCGCCCAAAGUAGGUCCCACUUGCGGGCGGGACACUGGGCAUACCCUGGCGCUGCGGCUCCACCGCCCUCGACUCGGAAAGGUACUGACCAAUGCUACUUGGAUGAAUCUGACCAUCUCCGAGGAGACUUGAAUGUUGAGUUUCCAUAAACUGAGAAACCAGUCAUUUUAUGUUUGGAGCAAUGCUGAAGUUCCAAGAAGCUGCCAAAUAUGUGAGUGGGUCAAUAGCCAUUUCCAGGUAUCCAAAGACCUUAAUCGCAAGAAGAUAUGUGCUUCAACAGAAACUCGGCAGUGGAAGUUUUGGAACUGUCUAUCUGGUUUCAGACAAGAAAGCCAAACAAGGAGAAGAGUUAAAGGUAUUGAAGGAAAUUUCUGUUGGAGAGCUCAAUCCAAAUGAGACUGUGCAGGCCAGUUUGGAGGCCCAGCUCCUUUCCAAGCUGAACCACCCAGCCAUUGUCAAGUUCCACGCAAGCUUUGUAGAGCAAGAUACUUUCUGCAUUAUCACGGAGUACUGUGAGGGCCGAGACCUAGACUGUAAAAUUCAGGAAUAUAAAGAAGCUGGAAAAACUUUUUCAGAAAAUCAGAUAAUAGAAUGGUUUAUCCAGCUGCUGCUGGGAGUUGACUACAUGCAUGAAAGGAAGAUACUUCAUCGAGACUUAAAAUCAAAGAACAUUUUUCUGAAAAAUAAUCUACUUAAAAUUGGGGAUUUUGGAGUUUCUCGACUCCUAAUGGGAUCCUGUGAUUUAGCCACCACUUUGACUGGAACCCCGCAUUACAUGAGUCCCGAGGCUCUGAAGCACCAAGGCUACGGCACGAAAUCCGACAUCUGGUCUCUGGCAUGCAUUUUAUAUGAGAUGUGCUGCAUGAAUCAUGCAUUCACCGGCUCCAGUUUCUUGUCCAUUGUUUUAAAAAUUGUUGAAGGCAACACUCCUUCUCUCCCUAAGAGAUAUCCAAGAGAACUGAAUGCCAUCAUGGAACGCAUGUUGAACAAGAAUCCUUCACUGAGACCAUCUGCUAUAGAAAUUUUAAAAAUCCCUUACAUUGAUGAACAACUACAGCACCUGAUGUGCAGAUACUCAGAAAUGACUCCAGAAGACAAGAAUUUGAAUUGUCAGAAGGAAGCUGCUCAUAUAAUCAAUGCCAUGCAAAAACAGAUCCACCUACAGACUCUGCGGGCACUCUCUGAAGUGCAGAAAAUGACCCCGAGGGAAAGGAUGCGGCUGAGGAAGCUCCAGGCGGCCCACGAGAAAGCCAGGACGCUGAAAAAGCUUACUGAAGAAAAAGAUGAAGAAAAUAACAAACGAAUGCAAGAAUCGAGAUCUCAGAACUUUCAACUGCUAACUGUUGAGGGACUCCAUGCACCUGAUGGCCCGACUUCAGAGAACCUGCCUGAGUCUCAGCCCAUUCCUGGCCCAGACCUCGGUGUGUUCGAGUCAAGUAUAGAGGACACCAUAAUUGACCUUGGAGAUCAUGAGAUCCCAGAAGACCCACGUAUAGCUGAGGAGUAUUAUGCUGACACAUUUGACUCCUGUUCUGAAGAUGGUGAGGAGGAGGAAGAAGAAACAGCAUUCUCGGGACUGGAGGAAGGGGUUGAGGAUGAGGGAUCCCAGCCUGAUUACAGAGCAAGCCAACAGGGCAGCGAUGUUGAAGCGCUGGUCAGGUGUUUGGAGAAUGUUCUGGGUUGCACCUCUCUAGACUCAAGGACAGUCACUGGUGCAGUUCCAGACAUGUCCCCAGAACCAACAGUUUUCAACAGUGCAAUGGCCAGGACCAAGAUGCAAUGCAUGAGAGAGUCAGCCGUGCAGAAACUGGGUGCGGAAGUAUUUAAGGAGGUCUAUAAUUGCCUCAAGAGAGCAAGGCAGCAGAAAGCCAGUGAAGCGGAGAUUAGAGCGUCUCUGGAGAAAGUGGUUCCUCGUGCCAGUGACUGUUUUGAAGUCGACCAGCUCCUCUGCUUUGAGGAGCAGCUGCUGAUCACAGUGGGAGAAGGGACUACACUUCAGAACCAAAACAGGCAGAUGUCAAAAGCAAGCAAGUUCCAGGGAACAAAUUUCUGUGAAAAUCCUUUCAGUACCUAAGCUGGACUGUAUUAUGGGAGGUGAGCACGUAGGCCAAGCUACCAUCUUUACUUCCAAUUCCCUAACCAAAGGAGUUAGAGAGUAGCGGACACACAGGUCUGACUGUGCUCAGUGUCUUGGGGGCCAGUCGGUAUGGUUGGGUUUCCACUCUGAGAUAAGCAUAUGGACCGGGUUUGGCUUCAGGAACAGCAUCCCUGCAAGGGUACCCUCUGGGCUGCCCCUGGAGUUGGGCCACUGAGGGUGGCUUGGGAGGAGCCCACCACUCUGCCCCUUCCUCUCAGAGGACAGACUUAGUACCUCUGCCUUGGGGCUCUGUGGGCUGUGGCCAGCCUGCCCUUGAAGAUUGUUGGACACUGGCCUCUGAAAUGCUGAGCUGCUGCCCAGGAGUCAGACACACCUGUCUCAGGUGACCUGUUUUUGGUCCACUUUUGUCCUUCCAUAGCUCACAAGCAAGAAGUGCCUAUGUAUAUAGACCUGGUAAAAAAUCCAAAAGGUGAUUCUCCUGUGAUAUAUUCUUUAUACUAAUGAAUGGAGUAUUGAAGACUCAAGACUUUU